Molecule: messenger RNA, 4223 nt
Organism: Brienomyrus brachyistius
Lineage: Eukaryota; Metazoa; Chordata; Actinopteri; Osteoglossiformes; Mormyridae
Gene: p3h2
Product: prolyl 3-hydroxylase 2
Exons: 16
Coding region: 1245-3392 (715 amino acids)
Biological process (GO): collagen metabolic process
Cellular component (GO): endoplasmic reticulum
Molecular function (GO): L-ascorbic acid binding; procollagen-proline 3-dioxygenase activity; protein binding
Source: RefSeq, a predicted model, not a curated record
UAUUGGUAUCGGUCAGACAUGCCAGUGCAUCAUGAUACCAAGACAUUUUAAACAAUGGCAGAUUUCUCUUAAUCGACACCGAAUAGCCUACUGGAAAAAAUCAGAAGUUCCAGAAAAAAAUCGCUCAUAUUUGUUCGGAAUUAAACAGGGUUUACAGGCAAGCUUUACAGUUAAAAUGCUAUUUUUAUGCUGUUGUUUCACUUGACAAAGCAGUAGGAAACUAAGCGUACAUUGUUUUAAAGAUAACUGUAGAACCUACGCAAGAUCCGGGUAUAAUGUAGUAGAGUUUAGGCGGACGUAGACUUAGAAUGUUGCAUACAGGUUUUGCAUACUAAAGUGUUGUUUUAUUGUGAAAAGAUAAACGUUACAAAUUUCGAGUGCUUACGGGGAGGAAUUUAGCCUAAUUUUCCUUGUUUCGAACAAGAUAUUUUACGCUCUGUUAGACCUGCGUUUCUUCCGUGCGUUUUAGAAAUCAAGGAUCCCUCUUCCCAUAUUGCUUCUAAGGAAACCUAUUCCAACAUUGUUAAUGUGAAAAUUACUGUUGAUAUAGUCUACUCUUUAUUGUCCGAUAAGGAUGCUAGUAAAACUUAAUCUUAUCAUCCCGCCUAUUCAUUUUCUGCCCAGGUGACUACAACUGACUCACGUCUAGUUUAUUUUUUAAAUGGAAAGACACAACAAAAACGACUGUUAAUAUGUGAAAAUACAUUUUUUAAAAACGUCUUGUUUAAUUGUCUAAUUCUUAAAAGUCGUCCCACUGCAUGUAACAAGUUCGUGGUCAAUUUCUAGCGUACUCUGUCUCCCUCUAGUGUCAAAAAAGAUAAUUACGCCAUUUCAGUGACGAUUUAUUUUGGUACUGUGGUUUAUUGUGUAAUAUGUGGAUUUGCGCUCAGUUUAAAUUCGCACUAAAUCCAACAACACUCAUAUUUUCUCAUUUGUUUUUGUUGAUUUUUUUUUGUUAGCGUUGGUUACACUGAUAAAUUAUAAUUUAUUCAACCUUUACUUAUAAAUUAUCUAUAGACUGGGUCUGUGAAAAAUAUAUUUAGUGAUUCGAAAGUUUAAUUUAAUAUUCGUUAGGGUUAACUCCGUUGAGUUCCGAUUUAUUAAGGAUAAACCUGAUGAAAGUAAAUUGCCUAUAUGGGAAAGCCUACGAUUAGAUUUUUCUGGAACUUUUCCAAGCUGGCAUUUCUGUCACUUACGGUCGGUCUCGGCGAUCAGCCUGUUUACUCUUGACUUGUAAUGCUGUGAUGUUUACGAACUGCUUCUGUCAAGUACAACUAUCAGAUAAGAUGGAUAUUAGUUCAUCUCCAAGUGCACUUUUCGUCCUAACAUCAACGCUUUUUCAGUUGUUUUUGCUCUCGCCGGUUCUUCCUUUGCUGGAGCCAUUUGACCGACUAUACCAAGACGGGACUGAUGCGUUUUACAGAAAUGACUUUAAAAACGCGGUGCAUUAUAUAGAGAAAGCUCUGCACAGUUACCGUGAACUGCGCCGAACUAAAAUUCACUGCAGGCUGCUGUGCCUGGACCAACAUCCCUUGGAAGCCGCGCUUUCGGACUUCCAGUUCUUCGGGUCGGCGAUGCGAAGGGCGUCCUGCUUAAAUAAGUGCAUGCAAGAGAGAGUCGGUCCCCAGUCUGUGCACAAAGUCAGCGAAGAAGUAACACAAGAAUUUCGCAGACGAACUCCGCACAAAUUUCUGCAAAUAGCAUGCAAUAAGCUGAGAGAGGAGAACAAGGCAGCCGCAGCAGAAUCUUGUGUCCAUUCAAACCUGGAACAUGUGGAAGAAGUGCAGAACCCCAAGCAGGACCAGCACUUUGAAACUGGGAGCGAGGCUCAGUAUCACCAGCAUGUCUUCCUGGUUGGAGUGGAGCACUACAGAAAGGGAGACCAUGAGGAGGCCGUCAGACACUUUGAGCGCGCCCUGGUGGAGUACUACAAGGCGGACAUGGAGUGCAGGGUGCUGUGUGAGGACCAGCAGAACUUCGGAGAGCAAACAUCCUCCGCCUUCUGGAACAACGUCUACCAGCUCAUCUCUGAUUACUUUGUCCAGGUGCUGCACUGUAAACAUGAAUGUGUCCGAGAGUUGGCCACACGCCCGGGUCACCGCGUCCCCAUGCAGAGCUACCUGCCGCUGCUCUACGACCACCUGCAGUUUUCUUACUUCAAAGGGACAUGGAAACGUGUAUAUUUCCUGCACAUAUUUUAUUUUGCCAAAACACGAGAGGGCAUGAGAUGUUUAUCAGUGGGCAAGAUCCAGGACGCCAUGGCAAGCGCCCAGGCCUGUUUGCUGUUCCACAAGGGAGAGGGGCACAUGGUGGAGAAUGUGGCGUUCUACAGGAAGACACUGGGGCAUGAUUUCAAGCCGCGGAAGGAGGCAGAGUGGUACUUCAGGCGGCAUGAGAUGGAGCGAACGCUGUUCCUGGUGGAGAGUGAGACUCGGGGAGCCGAGAUCAGACCAGAGAAUUACUGGCACCAACCUCUCAGAUCAAAGGACAUCGACAGGGUCCCCUUGGGCCCCAGUAGAACUACAGAUUACCCGUCUGUGUCAGUAGAGAUGGACACCAGCUUGGACCAGGACUACAGGCUGACAGAGGGUGGGCCGCUGCUCUAUGAUCAUAUUCAGCUGGUGCAGAACUCCAAGGGGCUGAACGGCCCCCAGAGGGUCCUGCUGGACAACGUCAUCUCAGGGGAGGAAUGCAGGGAGCUGAGGGACAUGGCCACCGUUGUCUGCACAGCCGGUGAUGGGUACAAUGGUGAGCCAUCGCCCCACACUCCAAAUGAGAAGUUUGAGGGUUCGACAAUUCUGAAAGCUUUGCGGUUUGCUGAUGAGGGGAGGAUCCGGUGGAGAAAUGUCCGCCUCUUUUACGACGUGAGCGAGAAAGUCAGGCGGAUUGUAGAGUCGUACUUCAUGCUCAACUCCACACUGCACUUCUCAUACACCCACCUGGUGUGUAGGACCGCCCUUUCAGACCACCAGCACCGCCGAGAAGAUAUGAGCCAUGCAGUCCAUGUGGACAACUGCAUCCUGGAUUCCAAAGCCAAUAUGUGUCUGAAGGUGCCACCCGCUUACACCUUCCGAGACUACAGUGCAUUGCUGUAUCUAAACGGAGACUUUGAAGGCGGCGAGUUCAUAUUUACAGAAAUGGACGGUGAAAGUAUUACGGCUACUGUCAAGCCUAAUUGCGGCCGCAUGCUGGGGUUCUCGUCUGGGGCGGAGAACCCACACGGAGUGCACGCAGUGACGAAGGGGCAGAGGUGUGCUGUGGGCAUGUGGUUUACUCUGGAUCCGCUUCACAGGGAGCAGGGUAUGUUAAAGGCUGGGGAAAGGAUCCAGUUGUUAGUUAAUGAAGAUCAAUCAGCAUCGGAGGUAAAUUUAAACAGCAGAGUAGAGCUGUAGUGGAUAUAAUUUAUUUUUGAAUGUCUCGCUUAAUGACGUUUAAUGAAUGUGAGGGUAUUUUACAGGACUGAGUACACUGUAUGGUGCGUGUACUGCUGUCAUAUUCCAUGACAUUAAUGCCACAUACAUGCUGCUAAACACAUUGAGGCGUGCGGUCCCGCACGCUAGGGCGAGGUCACACGCCUUCUGUGCCUCACCAGUCACCAGAUAUAAACACCACAGAACAUUUCUGGAACAUCUCCUUCAUCCCUCGAAGAAUCAAAGGCUUUUCUUGGGUUUCUUCACAUCUGCCGUCAUCUCACCAUGAACAGUUCAUGACCUUUAAAGAGCAUUUCAAGAAAAAAUAAAGCUGUUUUGAAGACAUAACGUGGCCCUGUCCAUGUCGUCGAUAUUAAUAAAUGGUUUGGUGUUUACACUAUUUUAUUCGCCCCGUGUAUAAUUAGUAUCUGAAUUAGUAUAUAUUAAUUAGCGCAGAAAUCCUAUAGAGUCCUAGAACAGGGAAUGAAACAUAGAGUAGAGAAAGUGGUAGAGAAAUUUUUAUUUUUGUAUAUUAAAAAAAAAUGUUUAUACAGCCAUUACUUGUAUAUACAGGACAUGAUACAAAAUUAUAAAAAGAAACCAAAAUUAUAUCUGAUUACUGGGAUAUUUCGUUUUCCCUAUUUUGCACCAUUUUUAUUUAGAUGCUUUGUUUGGACUGUAUGUGAUCAUUUUUUUUUUUUUAUCAUUUUAAUAACGUAAUAAUUUAAUAGGUUUGGCAGAGUUUUAAAAUGGUUUUUAUUUGAAAUUCAGGACAUGAUAUUGUGAAAAAUAAAAUGGCAUAUCACUGAAGAA